AUGAAUUGCGCGUAUCAGUAUUCGCAUAACGGGCAUCCGCAAAAUGUGAUGACAAUUACGCCAGCGACACCGCAGCAAAGUCUACAUCCCGCUCAGGACACGGAGUAUCUUGAGGAUCAUCCGGGAUUACGGGGUACGCCGUUGGCCAUGCUAGCGGCGCAAUGCAAUAAACUCAGCAGCAAGAGCCCGCCACCCCUAGCCGAUGCAGCUGUGGGAAAAGGUUUCCACCCUUGGAAGAAAAGCCCACAGAGCAGCGGCAGUUCGCCGCAGCAUACCGGCGGCGGCGGUGGAGGAGGUGGUGGAGGAGGUGGCAACGGCGGGUGCACAACAACAGGAGUUAGUCAGAGACCGGCAGCGACAAGUAGCGCCGGUAGCACGACCGGCGGUUACGCCAGGGCAGUGACGUCCUGUGCCUCAACUGCGCCACAAUACGGUAGUGAGUUGUACUUUCCCGGAACGGCGAGCGCUCAGCCAGCCGGCGAUCCACAUCAUCAUCAGAGCAGUCUCCUGGGGAAGGUCGAGGGCACGACUCUAGGCUCGGUAUACAGCAGGCAUCCAUAUGAGUCGUGGCCGUUCAACGCGAUGCCGGGUGCGACGCACGGCGGUAUUAAAGCAAGCGACGCCGGUUGGUGGGACGUACACGGAGCGGCGACUGCCGGCGGUUGGCUGGACGUAGGUAGUACAGUUGGAGUUGGCGUCCAUGCGCAAAUGGCGAAUUAUUCGGCCGAUUACUCCACGAGCCUAGCACUAGCCGGUAAUCACCUCCUAACCACGGCAACAACGGCUGGUCACAAUCUCCUACAAGACACAUACAAGUCGAUGUUACCGGGCGGACCGCCCGGAUUCGGACUCCAUCAUCACGCGGCCGCGACGGCCGGUGCCGGUGCCGGUGCCGGCAGUCCUCAAGGCAGCGGCGGCGGAGUCGGUGUCGGGGGCGCCGGCGUAGGCCAAGCACCCUCGCCACGCUCGCAAAGACGCUACACUGGACGUGCAACCUGUGAUUGCCCGAACUGUCAAGAAGCCGAGAGACUCGGUCCCGCAGGCGUGCACCUCAGGAAGAAGAACAUCCAUAGCUGUCAUAUACCCGGUUGCGGCAAGGUCUACGGGAAAACGUCACAUCUGAAGGCCCACUUACGGUGGCACACUGCGGCACCUUCGAACCCACACCGGCGAAAAGAGAUUCGCCUGCCCGGUCUGCAACAAGCGGUUCAUGCGCAGCGACCAUCUCGCGAAGCACGUCAAGACCCACAGCAGCAGCAGCAGCAACAGCAGCUGGCAGUAGCGGCGGCGGCGGCGGCGGCAGCGGCGGCGGCGGUGGCGGCGGGCCAGGACACCAGCAACACCACAUCCCCACAGACCACCACCACUCUCGGCCAUCAGCCGACAACACCCAUGACUCCAAUACAGAUGACCCCGCCGCCCCUGACCCCACACCAUCCCCACCACCCGCAUCUCCCACCUCUAAUGCACCAUCCUCAUCAUCACGCAACCUCCGUACCGGCGGCCCACCAUCCGCACGCGGGGAUGAGCAUGCACUGAGUCCGGUGGGGCCCGGAGUCGGUGCCUGCAGUACCGCUGCCGCAACGGCCCUGGGCUCCCCCCUAUCCUACCCCCUCAACCUAAACCUCAUGCAGAAUCACGCAACCAUUAAUUCAUCUGCGCCCCAUCACCACCAUCAGCAACACCAAAAUCACCAAAAUCACCAUCACCAUCAUCAUCACCAUCACCCUCACCAAACGCACCAGCAACAACAUUCGCGGCAAAAUAACUCCUACUCUGUGCAACAAAAUCCUGGCACGCCGGGGACCGCUCAGACUCCCUCACCCUCGUCCCCCGCGCCUGUACAUAGUCUCUAAGCGAUUACGAGCGCACUCGCGUCCAACAACCGGUCACGAUCCACCGCACGUCCGUCCGCUGCGUUCAUACACGCGCAAGCACAAAUAAUACAUACACCUAGACACGAGAGCAUACACGGAGAUACACACGAAUCUGGCUCCCCGUCCUGGAAUACGGAAAUGGUCACGUAAUACACAUACGCACGCGGAUAUUUCAGAAUUUUUUUAUUUGUACAUAUACCUUUAUUUGUACAAUAUAUAUAUAUAGAU
Messenger RNA from Pseudomyrmex gracilis, 2105 nucleotides. RefSeq names its product transcription factor Sp9 (gene Sp1). The transcript is spliced from 4 exons. Lineage: Eukaryota; Metazoa; Arthropoda; Insecta; Hymenoptera; Formicidae. The record is from RefSeq and is a predicted model, not a curated record. Gene Ontology annotation, biological process: regulation of transcription by RNA polymerase II. Gene Ontology annotation, molecular function: RNA polymerase II cis-regulatory region sequence-specific DNA binding; DNA-binding transcription factor activity, RNA polymerase II-specific. The coding region runs from base 1 to 1539 and encodes 512 amino acids.